Durio zibethinus is the source of this 1392-nucleotide messenger RNA. RefSeq names its product syntaxin-22-like. Gene Ontology annotation, molecular function: SNARE binding; SNAP receptor activity. Gene Ontology annotation, biological process: vesicle fusion; intracellular protein transport; vesicle-mediated transport. The record is from RefSeq and is a predicted model, not a curated record. Gene Ontology annotation, cellular component: SNARE complex; membrane; endomembrane system. NCBI's taxonomy places the organism in Eukaryota, Viridiplantae, Streptophyta, Magnoliopsida, Malvales, Malvaceae.
CUUUUUUCUUCUUCUUUUCAUUUUAAAACCGUCAAAUUCCUUUCUCUCUUUCUCGGUCCCUCAAUUAUCGCCUGUUAUUUUCAUUUUCCCAAUCCCUUUCUUAAGAAAAUUUCAUCUCAUAGUUUUCCCGACAAAGUUAGGGUUUAGAACAAAGACUUUUUUUUUUGGCCAAUAUAACAAAGACUGAUAUAGAGGGCUAAUCAUGAGCUUUCAAGAUCUGGAAGCUGGACGGCCAUCGGCGUCGAGGCAAAACCUCAUCAACAGCAAGCAAGACGCCACCCAAGCUGUGGCUUCUGGCAUUUUCCAGAUCAACACUGCCGUCUCCUCCUUCCAGCGACUCGUCAAUACCCUUGGGACUCCUAAGGACACGCCUGAGCUUCGAGAAAAGCUGCAUAAAACGAGGCUACAUAUUGGGCAAUUAGUCAAGGACACUUCGGCUAAACUUAAACAAGCUAGUGAAACAGAUCACCGUGCUGAAGUUAGCGCCAGCAAGAAGAUAACAGAUGCUAAACUUGCAAAAGAUUUUCAAGCAGUUUUGAAAGAGUUUCAGAAGGCUCAACGGCUUGCAGCUGAAAGGGAAACAGCAUACACUCCUUUUGUUCCCCAGGCAGUUCUUCCUUCAAGCUACACAGCCAGUGAGAUAGAUGUAGGUUCAGAUAAAAGUGCCGAACAGCGAGCCCUUCUUGUGGAAUCAAGAAGACAAGAGGUCUUGCUGUUGGAUAAUGAGAUUGCAUUUAAUGAGGCUAUAAUUGAAGAAAGAGAACAAGGAAUUCAAGAAAUUCAGCAGCAAAUUGGUGAGGUAAAUGAGAUCUUCAAAGAUCUCGCUGUGCUAGUUCAUGAGCAAGGAACUAUAAUUGAUGACAUUGGGACCCAUAUUGAAAACUCACAAGCUGCCACUGUACAGGCUAAAUCCCAACUUGUGAAAGCUGCAAAGACUCAGAGAUCAAAUUCUUCCCUGACCUGCUUGCUCCUGGUGAUAUUUGGAAUUGUCAUUCUGAUCGUGAUCAUAGUACUGGUAGUCUGAUCAGAAGGCUGUCCUCUUUGAUCAUAUAACAAUUUAUAGAUCUUCUCAGCAACAAGAGGGUGAUCCUUUUGCUAAUGUAUUUGAUUAUGUUGUUUUGGGAGACAUGACGGCUGACUGGUGUUCACUUCUAGUGUUAGUAUAUAGCAUAUGGUUAUCCAUCAUCCAUUAUGAUAUUUGGUUGAUCUUUGGGCAAGGUGUCUCUUUUCUGUAAGUUGGUGUUUGUGUUUGGGUUUGGUUUUGUGCAAGGUGCGUUACAGCUUUUGGGUUUGGGUUUGUUGAGGAUUUGUUGGUACAGCUUUCGUGCAUUGCCCCUUUUGUUUUCUUGAAUUUUACUAUAAUAAGAGUUAUAAUUCUUUGGUUUUUUAUAU